AUGUUCUUCAGUCUGUUGGCCCUCGCGUUAGCAGGAUUAGCUCUGUAUGUUUACACACACGAGAACACUCAACAGAGUUCGGCCUCCAUUCUCCGCGAGGUGUGGACUGGGAAAUGUCAGCUGUCGUGCUGCGAGAGCCGUGACGGCAACGCACAUGAAGCAGGGUCCAGUUCUGGUCCAGACCCCUGCGCCUGUGCCCCUUGUCCUUGCAGAGUGCUCGCCAGUGUAUACAGAACAUGCCGUCCAGCGGGCCAGGCCUACAGGAGAAUAGCCGAUACAAUAUCGGACUGUUUCUACAUCGGUUUGAUUAUGUUAGCAGAAGCAUUUAUGUACAUUCAGAGGGUGUUUCAGUUCGGUAGAUCGCGAGAGAGACAAGCCGAGUUGGUGAAUACAAAUGUUUACGAAUCAACAGAGAACUUCCAUUUUAAUGGCGACGAGCCAACGGAGAAAGUUUCCAAUAAAACUAACAAGAACAUCACACAACACGAGUCCGUAUCGGACGCUAAUAGACGGGCUAUUGCGAAGGAUGAAUCAAACGUACCAUUCAAUGACAGGGAUGAUAUUAAUGAACCAAAUAUAGAGUUUGGUAAAAAUGAAAUUAUUGGAAGUGUUAUAAAUGACAAUAUUCCAGGUUUUAUCGAAGCGUCCGCGGCGAAAGCUGAUGAAGAAUCUAACGCGGUGGACGCCGGUUGUCAUAAAUGUUUAGAAAAGGGUAAAGUCUGUAUGAGUGAAUGUCCAAAAGCUAAAACGAAUAAGAAAUAA
Bombyx mandarina (wild silkworm) is the source of this 762-nucleotide messenger RNA. RefSeq lists its product as uncharacterized. NCBI's taxonomy places the organism in Eukaryota, Metazoa, Arthropoda, Insecta, Lepidoptera, Bombycidae. The record is from RefSeq and is a predicted model, not a curated record.